This is a messenger RNA of Salvelinus sp. IW2-2015, 822 nucleotides long. RefSeq names its product olfactory receptor 5B12-like. Lineage: Eukaryota; Metazoa; Chordata; Actinopteri; Salmoniformes; Salmonidae. Gene Ontology annotation, biological process: detection of chemical stimulus involved in sensory perception of smell; G protein-coupled receptor signaling pathway. Bases 1 to 822 code for a protein of 273 amino acids. The record is from RefSeq and is a predicted model, not a curated record. Gene Ontology annotation, cellular component: membrane. Gene Ontology annotation, molecular function: odorant binding; olfactory receptor activity. The transcript has 2 exons.
AUGGAGAACCAUACAUACAGUGAGCACGUUCUCCAGCUGGAGGGGUUGAAGGUCACAAACCAGUCCUCUUACCCUGCUUUUAUUUUCAUCCUCAUCAUCUAUAUCUUUACUAUGGUGGCCAAUAUCAGCCUUACAGUGCUCAUCUCCAUGGAGAGGAUCCUGCACCAGCCCAUGUACAUCCUCCUCUGCAACAUGCAUCUCAAUGAUGCUCUCAAUAUCACCACCAUCAUACCUCGAGUGCUGAGUGACAUUUUAAAAGCAAGUGCAGACAGAUAUAUAACCUACGUUGAAUGUGCCACCCAAGCGUUCUUUGGUCACUUUUUUGCUGCGAAUGCACAUACAAUACUAAUGAUCAUGGCCUUUGACAGCCUCUCGAUCCGCUUAUCACGCUGCAGGUCACAAGUCAUCAACCCUUUCUGCGACAACCCAUCAUUAUUCAAACUCUCCUGUGACAACGUGUUCAUCAACCAAAUAUAUGGUCUCUUUUACACCGCUUUAUUCCUUAUUGCCUCCAUGGGGAGUGUAGCUCUGACAUACAUUAGCAUCGCCAUAGUGUGUGUGAGAAGUAAGAGCAAGUUGCUAAACAGCAAGGCCCUGCAGACCUGCUCUACACACCUGGCUGUAUACAUCAUUAUGCUGAUGACAGGUUUCGUCAUUGUCUUUCUUCAUCGGUACCCACAGUGGUCAAACCACAGGGCAGUGGCGUCCAUUAUGUUUCACUUGGUUCCACCUUGCCUCAACCCCAUUAUCUAUGGGCUACAGUCCAAAGACAUCCGGACAUUAGUGGUGAAAAUGAUCAAGUCUAAGACAGUUUCUCUUUAG